AUGCUGUCUUCCAGUAUUGCUUUGGUACUGUGGCUUGCCUCAAUAGCUGCUGCACAAGGAGACCCCAAGAACUCCCAAUGCUACGGGGAUUGGUGGAUGGGAUAUUGCUAUUACGAAAGCAAAACGCUUCUUGUCACCCAGCUGACCAUUGAAGAGAAGGCCGGCCUCUGUACUGGCAAUGGCUUCCCUCCUAACCCAGACAAGCCGGAUCUCCUAUGCCAGGGCCAAACCCAGCAAAUCCCUCGUCUAAACUUCACUGACCUUUGCUACAUCGACAGUGACAUAGGCAUUGGAAAUUCACAUUCCGUAAUCCAAACGCGAUCAAAUCAAGACCUUACACUUGUCGAUUGGUCUUUGAGCUCUAAUCUAACAUUCGCCAAGACUGUAGCCAAACGCGGCACAGUAUGCAUCCCCGUUGUGGCUUCGUCUUCAGGCGAAGGUGUCGAUCGAAAUAUAGCCCUUAUGCACAGAGGUGACGCGCUGGUUAAUACUGUUGCGGACAACUGUGACACCACAAUUGUGGUUGUUGAAUCAGUCGGCCCUGUUGACAUGGAGUAUAUAAGGAACGGCAUCAAUCCUCCCUUUGCAUUCGGCCAUGGUCUAUCCUAUUCGGCAUUCACCUACACGAGUCUAGAGGUCUCAAAGCAUGGUGGGCUCGCUGCGGCCCUGGAAACCCCAAUUGAAUAUGUUGGAAAUGCACCAGGAGGAGAUAUGGCGCUAUACGACGUGGCAAUCAUCGCCGAGGUGACGAUUCGAAACGAAGGACCCUAUGACGGCACUGAAAUCUCACAGCUUUUAUCUCGAAAUGCCCAAGCAAGCGGGAAAUCCAACCAAGGUCCUCCGGGGCUUCGUCUCUAUCCCCAUCCGCGAUGGAGAAACUCAAACCCGCAAGAUUUACCCUACCCGGAAGGAUAUCAGCUACUGGAACGUUAUGAAGCAGACAUGGGGUAA
Molecule: messenger RNA, 951 nt
Organism: Penicillium arizonense
Lineage: Eukaryota; Fungi; Ascomycota; Eurotiomycetes; Eurotiales; Aspergillaceae
Exons: 6
Coding region: 1-951 (316 amino acids)
Biological process (GO): glucan catabolic process
Molecular function (GO): beta-glucosidase activity
Source: RefSeq, a predicted model, not a curated record